UCUCAGAAUUCCUAAUAGUCAAUUGGGUCAAAUAGUUUCAUUUUAAGAAACCAAAUGUUUUUUUGGAGGUUAAAUUGUUACUUUUUUUUUAACUUUACUGGAAACAUAAUGAUGGGUUGCACUGAAUCCUGCCUGACUCUUUUACAGUGCUCUUUGUGUGAUCCUGGUUUUGUUAUUAUGUUUCUUCAAGUCGUAGAGUCUCACUUAUCCAACAUAAACGGGUCGGCAGAACGUUGGAUAAGCAAAAAUGUUGGAUAAUAAGGAGGGAUGAAGGAAAAGCCUAUUAAAUGUCAAAGUACGUUAUGAUUUUACAAAUUAAGCACCAAAACACCAAAUCAACAGAAAAAAACAGUUCAAUACAUGGUAAUGUUAUGUAGUAAUUAUGGUAUUUACAAAUUUAGCACCAAAACAUUGCAAUGUAUUGAAAACAUUGACUACAAAAACAUUGACUACUUCUCUGGCGGGAAGGGAGGGCCCAAGUUUGCUCCUGCCCGGGCGCCCGCGAGGCAGAAACCGCUGCCCCGGGUGGCGGUUGGCGGCGCGCGCGAUUGCACAUACAUGCCCAGGCGCCGCAACGCAGCCCGCGAAGAAGGCGGCGGCGGCAGACGGGAGAAGGGCGGCUCCGGAGGGCGAGGGAAGGGAAGGCGCUGUGCCACUUCGGCCUCGCCAUGGCGGCUGUACCGCCCACCCCCACGCCCACCCCGAAGUACUUCACCCCGGAGGAGCUGGCCGAGCGCUUCACCUUGGCGGACUACUUCGUCUUCGGCUUGACGCUGGUCUUCUCGGCCUGCGUGGGCAUCUUCUACGCCUUCAAGGGGGUCCACAAGAGCCACAAGGACUACGUCAUGGCCGGGCACAGCCUGACCUGCGGGCCGGUGGCGCUCUCCCUGACGGCCAGCUUCAUGUCCGCCGUGACGGUGCUGGGCACCCCGGCCGAGGUCUACCGCUUCGGCAUCUCCUUCGGCCUCUUCGCCUUCGCCUACGUCCUCAUGGUGCUGAUCAGCGCCGAGGUCUUCCUGCCCGUCUACUACCGCCUGGGCAUCACCAGUGCCUACGAGUAUCUGGAACUUCGAUAUAAUAAAUAUAUGCGUCUACUUGGAACUGUGAUGUUUAUGACACUGACGAUCUUAUAUACUGGAAUUGUAAUCUAUUCUCCAUCACUGGCUUUGAAUCAAGUUACAGGAUUCCAGUUGUGGGGAUCUGUUGUUGCAACAGGACUAGUUUGUACUUUCUACUGCACACUGGGUGGACUCAAGGCAGUAAUCUGGACUGAUGUCUUCCAGUUUAUCAUGAUGAUAAGUGGAUUUUUGGCAGUGAUUAUUCGAACAUUAAUAAUUAAAGGAGGAUUUGGCCCCAUUAUAGAGGAUGCUCGCCGUGGAGGAAGAUUACGAUAUUGGGAUUUUGAUCCUAACCCUUUGAAAAGGCAUACUUUCUGGACUGUCGUUGUUGGUGGCACUUUCACUUGGCUUGGCAUAUAUGGAGUAAAUCAGUCUCAAGUUCAGCGAUAUGUUGCUUGUAAAACACGACUCCAUGGAAAACUCUCACUGUAUAUAAAUCUUGUGGGACUCUGGAUAACUCUAUCUUCUGCAGUUAUGUGUGGACUUUCAAUGUACUCUGUAUACAAGGAUUGUGACCCAUGGACAGCAAAAUACGUGUCCGCACCAGAUCAGCUUAUGCCAUAUUUGGUACUGGAGAUCCUGGGAGAUUAUCCAGGAGUUCCUGGACUUUUUGUGGCUGGGACUUAUAGUGGAACAUUAAGCACAGUGUCUUCUAGCAUCAAUGCAUUAGCUGCUGUUACAGUAGAAGAUCUUAUUAGACCUUAUUUCACGUUAUCCGAAUCAAAAUUACAAUGGAUUAACAUGGGAAUGAAUUUGUUCUUUGGUAUAGUGUGCCUUUCCAUGGCUGCAGCGGCAUCUACUAUGGGUGCUCUGUUACAGGCUGCACUCAGUAUUUUUGGAAUACUUGGUGGACCUCUUUUGGGAAUAUUUUCUUUGGGUAUGCUGAUGCCUUUUGGAAAUGCUAAAGGUGCAUUUUCUGGGCUUGUUUGUGGAUUCAGUCUUGUAUUGUGGAUUGGAGUUGGCUCUCACACAUACCCUCCACCAUCUUACAGAACACUGCCAUUACCUCUUUCCACUCGUGGUUGCCGAACAAUCAAUGGCACAUUAGCUCCACAAGUAACUACUUCUAUGCCUCUUUCAACUACUCCAAGACCAGGUGUCCAGGAAUACUGGUACUCGCUGUCGUAUCUUUACUUCAGUACAUUAGGAACUUUGAUCACAUUUUUUGUGGGAACACUAAUGAGCCUAGCUACAGGAGGAUUAAAGCAAGAAGUAGACCGUAAACUUCUGUUUGGCAAAGAGGAGUUUUUGGACAACUUUAUAUACUGGAAAUCUAAAUGGGUACUGCUGUUCGAAAAAGUUCAUCCUCCAAAGCAGGUGGCACCUAAGGAAGAGAUGGAAGAAUCUCAAGAGAUGGAAGAAUCUCCAGGGAUGUAGAGGGUACUCUAAUUCUGUGGGUUAUACAGAAAAGAACUAUUCUACAAGGAGAAAAAAACAGCAUUGAAUGCUGUGGUAUACAAAGUAUAGAAAUGUUUAGCUUUUAUUCAUUGAAAUUUAAAAAGAAAAGUCUGUGUUUUUAUGAUUAAUUUUAAAAUUAUUCUGUAGCAAGUUGAUAACCAGAAGAUAAGAAGACUUGAGAGAGUUGUGUAAAUUCAAAUCUGGUAAUAAACAGUCCAAUAACAAUAAGUAAAAUAUUUAAAUGCUUACUAUUUAUACAUGUGAUUCCUUAAUUUACCAGUGUAAUAUUAAUGUAAUGUUUUAUUUGACUCUUUCUUACAUUUGAAUAAAAAAGAACUGAAUGCA
Anolis carolinensis (green anole) is the source of this 2861-nucleotide messenger RNA. RefSeq names its product solute carrier family 5 member 8 (gene slc5a8). The transcript has 15 exons. The record is from RefSeq and is a predicted model, not a curated record. NCBI's taxonomy places the organism in Eukaryota, Metazoa, Chordata, Lepidosauria, Squamata, Anolidae. Gene Ontology annotation, biological process: propanoate transmembrane transport; sodium ion transport. Gene Ontology annotation, molecular function: organic acid:sodium symporter activity. The coding region runs from base 669 to 2495 and encodes 608 amino acids. Gene Ontology annotation, cellular component: membrane; extracellular exosome.